UAAAUAUUUUAUAACAUAUUUUCUUUCUUUCUUUCUUUCUUUAAACUUUAUCUUUAAUAUGUUGGAAUUCAUCAUGUACCGUAGCAAAGAAGGGGUUACCUAUUAUUGGUGCACCGAUGCGUCUUUUUAGUUCUUCAAAGAAGGGUAAGUGUGCAUACUUUUUUGCUCGCACUUAUUUUAAUGAAGCUGUGCAUCCAUAAAUAUCCUGCCAGAUUUCAUUGUACAACGAACUGGAUGUAGCGUGUUGAAGUUGCAACUCUACAGAUAUCACAGUGCCAUCAACGUGGGUCACUAAUGUUCCAGGUAAUAAAAUGUUUAAGGUUGCCAAAUAAAAGCAGAGCGGAAAUCUCAGGACAAAUCUGAACUAUUUUAAAGUAAAAAGGAUAGAUAGAUAGAUAGAUAGAUAGAUAGAUAAAUUGAUAGAUAGAUAGAUAGAUAGAUAGAUAGAUAGAUAGAUAGAUUACAGUGUAAGAGUGUGAUAUGGUAGUGCAGUGGUGUGAAAACAUUGUAGAUAUAAACAGCAGACUUGAGUUUAAUUAAAGUGGCAGUGCAGUGCAAACAUUGUCAACAGUGUAAAUAUUGUAACCAGCAAUAAAAUGACUAGGGAUAUAUAGUAUUGUAUAGAGUGAAUAUGUGAAAAGUAAAGAAAAGGGAAAAUUAAUAGAAGUAAAGUGGCAGUGCGUAUGGAUAUGAAUAGUGGAUGGUGGUAAAGUUCAACUAUAAGACUGGCUCAGUGCAAAAUAGUGUCCCAAUACAGUGAUGAGGUGUUGUACAGGACCAGGAGUGAGGAAAAGCAUUAAGCCAGUACUGUAAAGUCUUUAAAGAAGAAUCUGAAAAUUCAGGUUAUUUUUACAUCUAGCUAAAAUAACUGCUAAGCCUAAACUCUUCCGGUUGUUAAUGGAUGUAAAAUGUUUACACACCCCUAUUAAAAUGGCAGGUCUUGUGAUGUAAAAAAAAUAAACCAAGAUAAAUCAUGUCAAAACUUUUUCAAUAACCAACAAUAACCUGGCUGCAUACAGUAAGUGUGCACAUGCUUUUAUAACUGGGGAUGUGGCUGUGUUCAGAAUGAACCAAUCACAUUCAAUCUCAUGUUCAAAAGUAAUUAUCAUACAGCUGUCAUCAAUGAAAUUAUUCUGAUUAACCCCAAAUAAAGACCAGCUGUUUCUGCAAGCUUUGCUUGACAUCUCCUUGGUUUCAUCUGUCUGCUGAAGCGAUGGUCUGCAAAGAGUUUACAAAACAUGUACGGUAUCUCACUUGAUGAAAGGUAUCGAUCAGGAGAAGGGUAUAAAAGAAUUUCUAAAACAUUAGAUAUACCAUGGAACACUGUGAAGGCCAUCAUUAACAAGUGGAGAAAAUGGGGUACCACAGUGAUAUUACCAAGAACAGGAUGUCCCUCUAAAAUUUAUAAAAGGACAAGACAAAAUCUUACCAGAGAGGCUGCCAAAAGACCUAUGGCAACAUUAAAGGAGCUGCAGGAAUAUCUGAAAAAGUACUGAAAACUCUUUGCAUGUGAUAACAAUCUCUUGUAUUCUUCACAUGUCUGGGCUAUGGGGUAUGGUGGCUAGACAGAAGCCUUUUCUCACAAAAAAACAUCCCAGCCCAACUAAAUCACCCCAAACCAUGUGGCAAAAAACUCUAAAAGGUAUAAUAAUUCCAUAAGGUAUGUUUGGUGCAAAAAAAGUACCAAAAGCACGCCAUACCCACAGUGAAGCAUGGUGGUGGCAGCAUCAUGCUUUAGGGCUGCCUUCAGUCUCCUCUUCAGGAGGUGAAAUGCAUGCUCAAUUGCACUUUUUUCCCUGAUGAAGUUCUUUGUUUUGUUGGCAGCGUUUUUAGAUAAUUAUCUUGCUACAUGAUGAAGUUCCUCCCAAUUAGUUUGGAUGCAUUUCUCUGUCAAUUGGUAGACAGAAUGUUUCUGUAGACUUCUGAACUCAUUCUGCUGCUACCAUCAUGAGUUCCCUCAUCAAUGAAGAUUAUUCAGCCCGUUCCAGAAGCAGCCAUGCAAGCCCAAACCAUGACACUACCUCCAGCUCGUAUGUUUUGGAUCAUGAGCGGAUCCUUUCUUUCUCCACACUUUGGCCUUUCCAUCACUUUGGUAGAGGUUAAUCUUGGUUCCAGAGCUUUUGUAGCUCAUCUCUGUAUUUCUUUACGAAUUCCAAUCUGGUCUUCUGAGAUGAGCUUUAGCCACAGUUUUUUUUUUUUUUUUGACAAAUCACAUUCCUCUUGUGUUCAGAACUGCACCUCAUGUCCAGAGCAGAUGGAUAUCUAAACUUUUUUCCUUCUGUUUAUUUAAAAUAGGUGUGUCUAAAAGGAGAUGUUGGUUUAGUUCCCGCAAUUAAUUGAACAUUAUACUUUCUAAAUACUUUUUGAACAUGAGACUAAUAUCUUAUUUUUUCUGUUACUGUAGUGUAUUUAAAAAAACAACUAGCUUUUCCAUGGUAAAAAUGUUCAGAACCACUGAACUUUCCAAAUAUAUGCAUUUUAAGAAUUAUUUUCCAUUUUUAAAAUCUAAAAAUUAUUAACAUAUUUCUUAACAUAUUAAUUCUUCUUUUUUUUCUAUAUCUGAUCUUCAACAACAUUUGUGUAAAUUGUCGUAUAGCAGCACCAAUUUUGAUGCCUGAAUAUGCUUCAGCUGAAGCUAGUGAGUCUAUGGAAGUAUUGGGAACAUCAGCACAAAAUUAUUUUGAUAACAAAACGUCUAAGUCUCCAAAGGACCCGUUGUUGCAGCUCAUCUCCCUCCAGAAGGCUUCAGGUUGCUGGGAAAUGGAGUCUGCUCUUGCAGAGGUGUUUGGGAAGAAAGAAAAAGAGCUGAUCAAGAAGAUUCCUGCACAGGUGAAGCCAGAUGUCUGGGCUACACUUCUGGCGCUGAUUUGGUUACAUGGCUUUAAGAUUGAUGCACAGGUUGAGUGGCAGUUUUUGGCCAUGAAAGCAGUGGCAUGGAUCCGCACUCAGAAAGUGGUAGACCAGUCAGAGUGUGUACGAGUAGGUAACGCUCUACUGGGCUGUCAGGUUAAAGAAGAUGCUCUUGGGAUCUGAAGACUUUACCCUCUUACAGCAUCUACACAAAAGCCUUGGCAUCAUUUCUCUUUCCUGCAUUUUAAAAAAGCUUUACUUUCAUUAGCAUGCUUUUAUAUAUAAGAUAAUGAUGUCAGGGGAAUUACUAGUAUGACCAUAAAACACUGGAAACUUGUUUAUCCUGUAGGGAUAAAGUAAACAAAUACAUAAAAAUCUUUGCACAUAUUUGGUUGUCAUUUGCAAAGAAUUCAGUUAAAAUACAAGAGCAACAUCAUAUUUGUUUGUAAAAUCUUUUCUUUAGUUCAGGUUUUAUUUUAAAAUGCAUUUGAUUGUGUGUACAAGAUCAGUGAGUCACAGGUUUAAUGCAGUUGUUCCGUGCCAAAUAUUAAUGUCCAGAUGUAUAAAGGGUAUUUGAAAUUUGUAAUAGUAGUUAGAAACAACAACAACUAUAGUUGUUUUAGUGGCUAUACUAAUAAUAUUAAUAAACUGUUCAGUAUGUUCAACUUAUAAAUUCAUUUACAGCCACUAAAAUCACAGGUCCUAAAGGAUCAGUUUUUCUCACCCAUCACUCCUCACUGCAGGGGAGAAACUUCAAUAGUGUUGGAUAACAUUAGUGACAUCACUGUUUACAUUGCUGUUGUGGAAUGAUUGGAAUGAUUGUCAUAUUUUGACAAUAGAUAUUAUCAAUCAUUUUGAAUAUUUACUGGUUUCACCUUAUACGGAUUUAGAAGCACUUUGCUUGCACAGCUGACAAAGGACUUUUGUCUGAAAUGUUGUGUUUCUCUAGAAACUUUCACUUGGCUUUUACAAUAUACUUUAUUUUUAUUAUAUCUCUGCUGUUAGUUGGUAAUCAACUUAAUAAAACUCAUCUAUGCA
Messenger RNA from Pangasianodon hypophthalmus (striped catfish), 3888 nucleotides. Its product is annotated as von Willebrand factor A domain-containing protein 5A-like. The transcript has 8 exons. The record is from RefSeq and is a predicted model, not a curated record. Lineage: Eukaryota; Metazoa; Chordata; Actinopteri; Siluriformes; Pangasiidae. Bases 2611 to 3033 code for a protein of 140 amino acids.